UGGUAGCGGAAAUGGCAUGGGUGGUAUUGGAAGCAUUUCUACCAUUGGAAAUCAUAGUUGGUAUGCUUUUCGUGAUGGGGAAUGCUCAGGACUUUAUCCACAAAGCCACCCAUGGCUGGUCGAAGCACAUCGAUAACGACAUUUGGGAUGUGGCCACGGAAAGAAGGGACAAGAAGCCCAUGGAUAUGCUAUCCUCUUCUUCUACUCCUAAUUAACAAUCUAACUUAGGAAGCAUUAUGGCCUAUCGGUGAAUUUUUGGAUCUCUUCAUGUUUUGC
Messenger RNA from Coffea arabica (coffee), 276 nucleotides. The record is from RefSeq and is a predicted model, not a curated record. Lineage: Eukaryota; Viridiplantae; Streptophyta; Magnoliopsida; Gentianales; Rubiaceae.